AUGACGGCUGUACAGAGUCUGAAUACUCUCCCUUUUGAUGUAUUUUACCAGAUUGCAACCUCGCUGGACGACCGUGAUUUCGUCAACCUCAGUCACACCAGUCGUGCUCUCUAUUCUCUAUCGCAAAGCGAGCAGAUUGCCCGCAAAACCGUCGAGAAUGCUUUACGCCACAGCAAAGAAGGUCAGGCUGCCCUGGCGGCCCAGUCAGGUUUUCGCAAGGCUGUCGGGCAUCGGCUCGCUAUCCACGAGGCUGUCGCCACGGCAGAUCCGUACUCAGUGGUCUGCGUAGGCUAUGGGGCAGAAUUUCUUUACAACCAAGGCUACUUAUGUUAUCGUUCCGACCAUUGGAUUCGUUUGCUCUAUGUGCAUGGUACUACCUUCAGGGAGCGUGUCAUGGACCUCCGCGAUGCGAUCCCUCGACUGCUGGAAACCGGUCCCGUGGAGCCAGGUGCAGAAGAUCGGGUUACGCUCUUGAGUUACAGCGAUGAUAUUCUCGUGUUCCGAGUGGCCGAAGUGAACGCGACCGAGGAUGCGUUGCUCGUAGUCAACAUGGCGUGGCGGGAAACCCACCAGGGACGGAGGCGUUUCCUGCUGCGCGAGGAAAUCCCAGCAUCCGCACCAAUUUUUGUGCGACACUGUGGAACCUACAUUUGGUACGGCACAUUUACCGCUGCCGAUGGUUCGGAUGGUGUGUGGUCUAUCACUGGUGUUGAUCUCCAAUCGUAUGAAUGUAUUGAGUUCCCGCUCGACCGAGUGGUCGAUGGCGAUCUUGGCCAAACACUGUGUUUUGAGAUGCAUGAUGAACAUCUCUAUGCAGUUUCGACGCAGGUUGCCGCAGAUGAUGACGAAGUACAUUCCUCUUUCUACCAUUGGUUCUGUCACGCCCCUCGCGAAGAAGGCCGCAAAUGGAACGGUCGCUUGUGGCGCCGAGAGCAUCAAGAAGGCCCGAUCAAUGAGAUGUGGACUGAUCUUUCAAUCCGUAAGGACGAGACGACUGGCCGGCCAGUCAUACUUGAAUGCCGCCGUGAGUGGCGCGACGGCAAAAGCGAAAACCACCGUACAUACUACACACAGCGACUUCCCACACCAGAAGAAGCUCUAGCGCCUCUUUCAGGAGGCACCGUCGAAACUCCAUCCUGGGUGUCUACGGAUGAUAAUGUUGAGAACGACCACCCCUACGAUGAGCGACCUGCAAAGAGGUUGCGGCGGCAUUAUCAUGCCGAGUACGAGUCUGGCUCUACCAAGCGGCAAGAGUUCAUCGCAGCUCGCACCAAACACAGGAGUUACCAUCUCGGUGCAUCUACCUUUGUCGACCUCGUUAACGACCCAGCCGGUGAUAACCUGCGGUCUCGAGAUCGGAUCCGGUUGCGUACGGUGUCGCGCAAGCGCAAAUGUCCCAUUGACGAGGAGGGAAUUGAGGGACCUCGCAACCGACUGUUCCAGCCCACCCAGGUGGACCAAGAUGGCUGUCCUGUUGAAGGUUCAGAGGAACGCUUCGAGUGUCGUGGCGUGCGGAUGUGGCCUCCAGAAGACGCACCGCCUGCAUUACAACAACUGCUCUGCCCAGGCCCGCGUACUGGAUCUGUGAAAAGCAUUGCAGACGAACGCUCAAUCAUUUAUUCAAUUGACGCCCCUGGUCUUCCCCCUAACCAACAAGCUCUUAUCCUCAUUAGCUUUGAUCCUCACUUUCAAAUUCCUAUUACGACGCCUCUUCCCACUCCUACCUCUCGUGCAGAUCACCAUGAUCCCGGGGAACUAUUCCCAAGGACGCUGAAGCCACCACCUCCGUAUUUUCCUUCGCCCAACCUGGUGGAAGAAGCACCGCCUCUCUACAUGGGUAUUAAACGCGGGUACUAUCUGCGUGGGAUAAGGGAUCGAUUUUGGAAGGGCCUUGCAUAA
Penicillium egyptiacum is the source of this 1899-nucleotide messenger RNA. The record is from the annotation of a GenBank genome assembly. NCBI's taxonomy places the organism in Eukaryota, Fungi, Ascomycota, Eurotiomycetes, Eurotiales, Aspergillaceae.